CUUGAACGCUGGCUAGCUUGCGAGACUCAGUUGGUUCGGUUAGUUCAGCUGGAUUGUGGGAUUGUGUUGACGGUCUGUUGUUUAUUUAUUUUUUUGUAUCUGACGUAGAGCGAAUUGAAUAAUGAGCAAAUCUACUUUUAAAUCGAGCGGUGGAGGGAGUACAGACGGACUUGAUAAGGUUGACAUGUCUUUAGAUGAUAUCAUCCGGCUUAAUAAGAAACAAAAACAAAUGCAGGCCCAGAAGACAAAACGCAGACCCCCAGUAAAAGGUCGGUUCACCCAAGGGAUGAAAAAUGGGCCAAGAGCUGUAGUGUCAUCUAAAAGAGGUGUUGGUGUUGUGAACAAGCGCUUUGGUCGGAACCGUAAACUUCCACUCACAGUAACCAAGCGUCGUGGGCAGGGGGUCAUCACUGGGUUGGCAGCGAGGAAGAAUGCUGCACGGCUUAAAGGUAUCAGUCCACUCAACCGACCUGCCCAGAACAGACCCGCUCAGAACCGGCCAAUGCUGAACCGACAGGUGGCAAACAGUGCAGCUUUUAACCAGAGAUCUCAGCCAUUUGUCCCACGCCGUGACUCCCAGCGCAGACAGAUGCAGCUCCAGAGGAGACCAAACCGACAGGUGGAUUCACACAAACCUCAGGGCUCAGUUUCACACAGACCCUUUCGGCUCCGCAGGAAAUGGAAUGCUCCAGCUGCUCAGCAAACACAGAGAGAAGCUCGGCAGGCCACUUUCCUUUUCAGAAGAGGACUCAAGGUUCAUGCGCAAGUUCAGAAGACAAAGUCAGCUCCCCCCAUACAGAGAACUCGAGCGUGGCGCACUCCUACAAACAACAAUGGCAUUCUCACCGUGUCAAUAGACAACCCCACAGCAAGAACACAGCCCGAGCCUGCCCAGUCUUGGUCCCUGCAUCCUGUGACUUCAACACAUUCGUCAUCUCCACCUAAAGAAGAACCAGAGAGGAAACCACCUAAGGGUGUCGCCCUGCAGUUUGAUAUCAACAGUGUUGGAAAACAGACAGGAAUGACCCUAAAUGAGCGGUUUCGCAUUCUGAAGGACCAGCGUGUGGCGGCAGCACAUCAGAGCACUAAAGGAGGCCGAUUCGUCACUGUGGCCUAGAUCUGAACUCUUGAGACACUGCUCAUUGCUCAUCACACACACUGAGACACACCAAUCCUACAGGAGCGAACAGACAAAUAAGGACCGGAGCUGAACUAACGCUGUUCAUGACUAGAAUUGAAACACAAUGAAUUUCCCUGGUUGAAAGUGGAUCAAAAACUGAAUGCAGCUAUUUUGUUUUUUGCAAGAGGAGUUGGGAAAGUGUUUGAUUUAGUUUUUUUUAAUGUCUGCUGUCCUGUCCACACUAAGCAACCAUAACUGUCGUCCCUCAAUUUCAGUUACCAUUGUAUUGUCUUCUAAACUGCCCUUGAUAUUUGGAGUUGUUUUUUUUAUACAAGCAAACAUUUUCUGUUAGACCUUGUCUUUAUUUUUCCUAAAGCUGUUGAAUGAAGAAGAUUGCAUUUCUUUUGUAGAGCAAAAAAAGUCUUAUGAUGUUUUAUAAUGUUUCAAUUAAACAAAUGCAACAUAUUGUGCACCAAAUAUUGACUUUCAUUUUGUGAGAAAAUGAAAAGUGCUUUGAAUUGUCUAUGAAAUACAACCCAUUAACUAAGAGUAGAUGAAAUGUAAUAGCAUUUAAUUUAUCAGUAUAUGGCAAGUUUCUGCUGCAUAACAGACUGAAAAAAGGGCAGCAACUUUCCACCUUUUUAUUCAUUUUUGUUUCAAAUUGGAGUGGAUUGCUUGUUUACUACUCGCUGAAUGCUGUGCAGUAUACAGUGUAUACGGCUUAUUACUUUUUUUAAAUAGCAUGUGAAACAAUGCUGUUCAGGGAUGCAAACUACUUACCUUUUGGCUAGUCACCUUUUGUUUGGUACUUCCCACAUUUUAUUUAUUAAAAUCACUAAGCUUUAAAUACAAGCAAAUCAACUGUAAUUAUACCCCUGGAACACCUGCUAUGACUUUCUCACCUUUUUUCACCUCUCAUCUUACAUUUUUAAUACAAUUUUGUGAAAAAAACAUUAUUUUAUAUAGUCCAGUACAAAUAGGGAAAUCACAACUUUAUAUUACUUACUGUACACUCACCGACCGCUUUAUUCUGAAUACUAUGAUCCUAAUAAAGUGCCCAACGUGGUCUUCUGCUGUUGU
This is a messenger RNA of Myxocyprinus asiaticus (Chinese sucker), 2200 nucleotides long. Its product is annotated as UAP56-interacting factor-like. Gene Ontology annotation, molecular function: mRNA binding. Bases 122 to 1117 code for a protein of 331 amino acids. Gene Ontology annotation, biological process: mRNA export from nucleus. The transcript has 9 exons. NCBI's taxonomy places the organism in Eukaryota, Metazoa, Chordata, Actinopteri, Cypriniformes, Catostomidae. The record is from RefSeq and is a predicted model, not a curated record.